AUGGAGCAGGACGGGAUCAGCAGCAUGAAUCAGCUGGGGGGGCUCUUUGUGAACGGUCGGCCCCUGCCUCUGGACACCCGGCAGCAGAUUGUGAGGCUAGCAGUCAGCGGGAUGCGGCCGUGCGACAUCUCACGGAGCCUAAAGGUAUCUAAUGGCUGCGUGAGCAAGAUCCUAGGGCGCUACUACCGCACAGGUGUCUUGGAGCCCAAGGGUAUUGGGGGAAGCAAGCCACGUCUGGCCACACCCCCUGUGGUGGCUCGAAUCGCCCAGCUGAAGGGCGAGUGUCCAGCCCUCUUUGCUUGGGAGAUCCAACGCCAGCUUUGUGCUGAAGGGCUUUGCACCCAGGACAAGACUCCCAGUGUCUCUUCCAUCAACCGAGUACUACGGGCACUACAGGAGGACCAGAGACUGCCCUGGGUACAGCUCAGGUCACCAGCUGUUUUGGCUCCAGCUCCUCCCACUCCCCAUGGUGGCUCUGAGGUUCCCCGGGGACCCCACCCAGGGACUGGCCACAGGAACCGGACUAUCUUCUCCCAAGGCCAAGCUGAGGCACUGGAGAAAGAGUUCCAGCGUGGGCAGUAUCCUGAUUCAGUGGCCCGUGGAAAGCUGGCUGCUGCCACCUCUCUGCCUGAGGACACAGUGAGGGUCUGGUUUUCCAACAGAAGAGCCAAAUGGCGCCGGCAAGAGAAGCUCAAAUGGGAAAUGCAGCUGCCAGGUGCUUCCCAGCGUCCAACUGUGCCAAGGGUUUCCUCAGAGAUUGUCUCUGCACAGUACCUUGGCAGUGUGCCCACAGCAGCCCUGCCUGCCCUGGAGCCAUUGAGUCCCUCCUGCUGUCAGCUGUGCUGGCAGACAGCGCCAGAUAGGUGUCUGAGUGACACUCCGCCCCAAGCCUGUUUCAAGCCCUGCUGGGAUUGUUGCUCCUUCCUCCUUCCUGUGGUUUCUCCCUCGUGUGUAGACCUGACCUGGCCCUGGCUCACUGCCCCUCCUGUGCAUCCUCUGACUGGACAGGCCAGAGAAGCGACACCCACCCACUUCUCACACUGGCCUUAA
This is a messenger RNA of Galeopterus variegatus (Sunda flying lemur), 1050 nucleotides long. RefSeq names its product paired box 4 (gene PAX4). Gene Ontology annotation, biological process: anatomical structure development; regulation of transcription by RNA polymerase II. The coding region runs from base 1 to 1050 and encodes 349 amino acids. NCBI's taxonomy places the organism in Eukaryota, Metazoa, Chordata, Mammalia, Dermoptera, Cynocephalidae. The record is from RefSeq and is a predicted model, not a curated record. Gene Ontology annotation, molecular function: RNA polymerase II cis-regulatory region sequence-specific DNA binding; DNA-binding transcription factor activity, RNA polymerase II-specific. The transcript is spliced from 10 exons.